CAUGUUGUGUUUCUGAACAUGUGCAGCUAAUAUUUAGCUUUGCCACAAUGAACAGCUGUAGGAGAAUAGCUCGUAUCAAAGACCGGAGCUCCGGUCUGAACACACUCUUCUUUCGGAUCAAACCAAUCUGCUGCCGGGGUCCGGAGGCAGCACCGUCCCUCAGCCGGAGCCAGAGCUCCGCCGCUAAACCCGCUCCGGGCUCCGACACCGGUGACAGACCGCGGCUCAAGGCGGCCGACCUGGCCCGGAAGAUCCAGCAGGAGAAGGCGAAGACGAAGACCCCGGUGGCAGAGGCUCCGGUGUCCGCCCUGCAGAAGAGGGUGUUGGAGCUGAAGCGGUUCAGCCUGCAGCUGCAAAAAGUUCACCCCAACGUGCUGGCCAAACACCUCCACAGAGGCGUGCUGUACCGGGACAAGGAUGUGGCUGUCAUCAAUAAACCCUACGGGGUCCCUGUCCGAGAUACCAGCGGGGUCACCUCCAUCUCGUCUGUGCUUCCUGUUCUCGCCAAAAUGAUGGACGGGAUGAAGAUAAAGUCUGAUUCUGAGCUGUUCCCCUGCCUGGGUCUGGAGAAGGACACAACAGGAACUCUCCUGCUGGCCAGGAGUGAAGAAGUGGUGAAGCACAUCCUCUCCCUCAGUGGAAACAACCAAGUGCAGAGGAAAUACUGGGUGGUUACAGUUGGUGUUCCCGUGCCAUGUGAAGGAAUGAUUGAUAUUCCCGUCAUAGAGAAAGAAGUAACGGGUCCUCAGCCGCACUUCAAGAUGGCACUAAGCCCUCUGUACAGAAUGAAUGAAGAAGGCGAUGGCAUCACCAAAGUCCGAACCAACCGCCAAGCCCAUCCUGCAGUAACCAAGUACAGAGUCCUGGACAGCAGCCAUGGGUGCAGCCUCGUGGAGCUCCAGCCUCUUACUGGAGCGAAGCACCAGAUGAGGGUUCAUAUGGCCUUUGCUCUGUCUUGUCCCAUUCUUGGUGACCAUAAAUACUCCCACUGGAACAAACUGGCACCGCAGAAAUUACCGGAACGCGUUUUGGGAAAGCUUGGACUGGAACAGAGCAAGAUCCGGCAUCUUCCGCUUCAUUUGCACGCACGACAGCUGAUACUGCCGGGAAGCAGCCACGCUGAAAUCAACGUUUCCUCCCCGCUGCCGAAAUACUUCAUGCAAACACUGAAGCGACUGUAUUUGACACUUCCAGGAAAAGAGGAUGAUAAAUAACCAUCUCUCCAACUGAUGCUCAUGAGUAGUGGGUAUCAGUUGUGAAACAUCUGAGACUGAUACACGGAGAAUGAACGCUAACUAGAGAUGCACGAUAUAUCAGCGACCACAUCGGUAUCGGCCGAUGAACAAAUUUAGCCGAUGUGAAAAACCGAUGAG
Stegastes partitus (bicolor damselfish) is the source of this 1373-nucleotide messenger RNA. RefSeq names its product RNA pseudouridine synthase D4 (gene rpusd4). The transcript is spliced from 6 exons. Gene Ontology annotation, biological process: pseudouridine synthesis. The coding region runs from base 48 to 1214 and encodes 388 amino acids. Gene Ontology annotation, molecular function: pseudouridine synthase activity; RNA binding. Lineage: Eukaryota; Metazoa; Chordata; Actinopteri; Pomacentridae. The record is from RefSeq and is a predicted model, not a curated record.